AACGUCAGAAAAGACAACAAUUUGAUUCCUCAGAAGAUAUACAAAAGCAAAAACCACUCUACUGCUCCUCACGAUGUGACUGACCAUUCCUCGUCUCUUUCUGCAGCUUUAUUAGGUGCAAAAAACACAACAUGUGCAUCACUGAAGAGCCAAAAAUGAUAGGUGAGGUAGUGAGUGUGAGGGAGCUGUACAGUUUGCUGAAGAAGGGUGCAAAAAUGAUAGUGGGGGAAAAGCAGUUGGAUUUGGAUUUGGUGCUGGUGCCUCUGGGCAUGGGAACGCUGCUGGCCUACCAUUUCUGCCUUCUCUACACCAUAAUACGAAAUCCCAGAAGAACUGUGAUUGGACUGAAUGCUGAGAGCCGCCGCGUAUGGGUCUUCUCCUUGAUGGCUGAUCCACUUAAAAACGGCGUAUUGGCGAUUCAGACGAUACGUAACAAUAUAAUGGCAUCGACGCUUUUGGCAACAACAGCGAUCACUCUCAGCUCGUUAAUAAGUGUAUACGUGAGCAACAGAUCGAGCUCUACCUCCUUGGACAUGCAUGGAAAUAGAGUUUCGGUCCUGCCUUCUGUGAAGUUCUUUGCUAUCUUGAUCUGCUUCAUGGUCGCCUUUCUUUGCAACUUGUUGUCUAUCAGGUACUACGCCCACGGCAGCUUUCUCGUCACGGUGCCUGCGUUCAAAGAUCGAAAGGAUGCUAUCGAGUAUGUGGCGACAAACCUGAACAGAGGAGGCUUCUUUUGGUCACUAGGACUCCGAGCAUUCUACAGUGCCAUUAACAUAUGCACUGGUGGCAUUCAUGACAUUGAUGAGCCGAACAUUAAUUUCAAGACUACUUGGGUUACUUCUUGUUUUCUAGAAGAUGUGAUAUCUGGAGAUGGGGUUAUGCUUAAUCCUACAAAGGUGAAAGCUAUUAGGGAAUGA
Molecule: messenger RNA, 917 nt
Organism: Sesamum indicum (sesame)
Lineage: Eukaryota; Viridiplantae; Streptophyta; Magnoliopsida; Lamiales; Pedaliaceae
Source: RefSeq, a predicted model, not a curated record